Suhomyces tanzawaensis NRRL Y-17324 is the source of this 1071-nucleotide messenger RNA. It is a transcript of the gene PCT1, whose product is annotated as choline-phosphate cytidylyltransferase. Lineage: Eukaryota; Fungi; Ascomycota; Pichiomycetes; Serinales; Debaryomycetaceae. The record is from RefSeq and is a predicted model, not a curated record. Gene Ontology annotation, cellular component: nuclear envelope. Gene Ontology annotation, molecular function: choline-phosphate cytidylyltransferase activity; phosphatidylcholine binding. Gene Ontology annotation, biological process: CDP-choline pathway. The annotation marks the transcript as partial. The transcript has a single exon.
AGAACCGGCUUGAGCAGAACCAUUUCUGUGGAGUCCAUCGCUCCCAAGUUCACCUCGUUGUUCAAAAGAAAGAGAAAGAGAGAAGACGACUCCAGCCACUCCACGCCGGCUGGAUCAGCCUCCGAGUCCGAGGAGGAGGAGCCCUCCAAGAAGCGCAGAUUGAUAAAAACCAAAGAACAGAUCGAGUUCGAGGCCAAUGAAAUCAAAUUAGACGAAGCAUUGCCGGAAGAAUUGCGCAAGUUCAGGCCAAACGGCUACAAGUUCAACAUUCCCCCCAAGGAUCGCCCCAUCAGAAUAUAUGCCGACGGGGUGUUUGAUCUAUUCCACUUGGGCCACAUGAAGCAGUUGGAACAGGCCAAAAAAUCAUUCGAAAACGUAGAAUUGGUAUGUGGCAUUCCUUCCGACCUCGAGACGCAUAAGCGCAAGGGCUUGACGGUUUUGACAGAUCAGCAGAGAAUUGACACCUUGAAACAUUGCAGAUGGGUGGACGAGGUGAUUCCAAAUGCCCCCUGGUGUGUGACCACCGACUUUCUCUUGGAGCAUAGAAUCGACUACGUGGCCCAUGAUGACUUGCCGUACGCUUCCACCGAUUCAGACGAUAUAUAUAAGCCCAUCAAAGAGAUGGGAAUGUUUUUAACAACCCAAAGAACUGAGGGUAUCUCCACCUCAGAUAUCAUUACCAAGAUCAUCCGUGAUUACGACAAAUACUUGAUGAGAAAUUUUGCCCGUGGUGCCACUAGAAAGGAAUUGAACGUUAGUUGGUUGAAAAAGAACGAGUUGGAAUUCAAAAAGCACAUCAACGACUUUAGAAGCUACUGGAAGAAGAACCAGACCAAUCUCAACAACGUCUCCAAGGAUCUCUAUUUCGAAGUCAGAGAGUAUAUGAGAGGGAAGAAGUUUGAUGUGCAGUCCUUUUUAGACAACAAUAGCUCUGCCUCCCUCAACAGCGACUCGGAAGACUUACAUUCACGCGCCAGCUCUCCAUUAACUGACUUUGCUUCCAAAUAUAUUGGAAACGCUAAUAAGGAAUUGAAUGGGAAGUCUUUAUUCGCCAACGUGAAGGAAUGGAUG